UUGGCAUUCAUUUUGGGGUUCAUUUGCACUUUCUCCACUUGUCAUUUGGAAAUAUCCCAAAACUGUAGUUCAUAUUUCAUAUAUACUCUAGAAAAUAGAAAAUGGGAAGAACACCUUGUUGUGAGAAGGUUGGUCUCAAGAGAGGCAGAUGGACUGCAGAAGAAGAUGAAAUUCUCACUAACUAUAUUCAAGCCAAUGGUGAAGGCUCUUGGAGGUCAUUACCCAAAAAUGCUGGGUUACUAAGAUGUGGAAAGAGUUGCAGACUGAGAUGGAUUAAUUACUUGAAGACUGAUUUAAAGAGAGGCAACAUAACUUCUCAAGAAGAGGCUAUAAUCAUCAAGUUGCGCGCAACUUUGGGUAACAGGUGGUCUCUAAUAGCAGAACAUUUACCAGGUAGAACAGACAAUGAGAUAAAAAACUAUUGGAAUUCUCGUUUGAGCAGAAAAGUAGAAAGCUUAAGGAUUCCAAGUGACGAAAAGCUACCACGAGCAGUUGUAGAAUUAGCCAAAAAAGGAAAACAUCAACAAAUUAUCAAACAAAAGCGUAGAAAAAAAACAGCAAACGUUAGCAAUUCAAAUUCCACAAGUGAAACUACAGUUCCUAUUAUGUUCUCAACACCGAAUAUAGAGAAAGAAACCAUAAAUACUAUAGCAAGUGGCGAUAAUAAUGCCUUGGAGCUAGAUCAUAAUGAUAAUCAGAUGAUGUGGCAUGACGAUAUUGUGCUAAUGGACGACAAGGAUGCAAAGCUGGACCAAGAUUUCAUUUAUAGUUGUUUAUGGAACGACGAAGGAGAAAAUCUUGAAAUAGUCAAGAAUAAUAAUAACAAUAACAAUAAUAAUGAAAUAUUAAAUGUGGAUAGUUAUGGUACGCUAGAUUGUUGGGAUUGGGAAUAUUUGGCUGAAUGGAAUAAUGAAAUAUGGGCAAGUACUGAAGAUGCAGAGCAAGAGAAUAACAAUAUAUCAAAUUUUUGUUCCACUGAUGAAGCACCAAUGGUAGAAAAUAUUGAUCUCAUGCAGAGUGAUUUGGUAGCUUGGCUUUUGUCUUAAUCCAAGAACUAUAUAUUAUAAGGAAUUACACAAUUUUGUUGUAAUGUGGAGUAUUUGUUUUUAUGGUUUUGGAAUUAGACUAGGCAUGCAGAGUGGGUCAAAGUGCAGUUAUUUUUAGGCUAGAAUCAUGUAUAUAUGGAUAAAAAGUAGUAAAAAAAAUGUUGUGUA
This is a messenger RNA of Lycium barbarum (goji berry), 1214 nucleotides long. RefSeq names its product transcription factor MYB111-like. Lineage: Eukaryota; Viridiplantae; Streptophyta; Magnoliopsida; Solanales; Solanaceae. The record is from RefSeq and is a predicted model, not a curated record. The transcript has 3 exons. Bases 102 to 1046 code for a protein of 314 amino acids.